AUGAGGAAUGGUCGAGGGCUGGUGACGUCGUUCAUCGCUGCGCAGCGUCUAGCUAAUCUUAGAAAUACAUUAUGGAAUAGACAGCAAUUGGCCUUCUCCUCAUCAGUUGCCUCAUCAAGUACUCCUCCAGUUCAAGAAGAAUCCGAACAAUUGGCUAUUCGUUUUGAAUAUGGCCUCCCACUUCUCGAUGUUCCACUUCCUUCCAGAAAUGAGCCAUGUCAAUUCACGAUGCGACCUCUGAGUGACUCAGUCGGAUCUCUUUGUAAUUUUUUGCGGCAAGAAGACAGAGGAAUCGAUUAUGUGGCUGUCUACGGAACUAAUGGAGUUAAACUAGCCACAUGUACAUCUAUCGAGCAUCUUCUUCAAUUUGGAGCAUUUCGUUUGCGUCUCAACGAUAAAUUCUACAAUGUGUCGGUGCCCAAAUCGGGAACGACGCCUUAUGACAGUGAUAAACUCCGCCAACUCGACGACCUUCGAGCCACAGUCGCCUCUUUACACGCUGCUCUCUGUGUCGAUGAGUACAAACUGUCACGUGAGAAGAAACUUCUCCUACAACUGGAGAACGCUGAAACGCUUCUGGCACCGUUGCACGAAGCGAAACAAAGGAUUGAACAGGAGUGUGAAGCACACACGGAUCGAGUCAUGUGGGGUGGAUUCGCUGCGAUGGGGGUGCAAACUGGUCUCUUUGCUAGAUUAACCUGGUGGGAGUACUCCUGGGAUAUUAUGGAACCGGUCACCUAUUUUGCUACCUAUUCAACAGUUUGUGCCACUUUCGGCUACUACUUGUAUACUAAACAGAGUUUCGAAUAUCCAUCAGCUCGUGAACGUGUUUACACAAAGCAAUUCUACCGUCGAGCACAGAAACAAAACUUCGACAUCGAAAGGUACAAUCGUCUGGUGAAUGAAGUCGAGGACCUCCGCAAUCAACUGAAGCGAAUGCGUGAUCCUUUAUUCCAACAUCUUCCCGUUAGUUACUUAUCAAAUUUGGAGACUGAAAAGUAG
Caenorhabditis remanei is the source of this 1002-nucleotide messenger RNA. RefSeq lists its product as uncharacterized. Gene Ontology annotation, molecular function: uniporter activity; calcium channel activity. Gene Ontology annotation, biological process: mitochondrial calcium ion homeostasis; calcium import into the mitochondrion. The record is from RefSeq and is a predicted model, not a curated record. Gene Ontology annotation, cellular component: uniplex complex; mitochondrial inner membrane. The coding region runs from base 1 to 1002 and encodes 333 amino acids. The transcript is spliced from 6 exons. NCBI's taxonomy places the organism in Eukaryota, Metazoa, Nematoda, Chromadorea, Rhabditida, Rhabditidae.